AUGUCAGAGGAAAGGAUUAUUUUAAAUAUUGGAGGAAUUAAGUAUGAAACUCUUCGGUCAACGCUCACUGCUCAGCCAGAGACAUUACUUGGAACAAUGUUUCGAGAUCAAAGUGAAUAUAUUAAAAAUUUGGUUAAUGGAAAUGAAUAUUUUUUUAAUCGUAAUGGCAAAGCAUUUUACUACAUAAUGGAAUUUUAUCGAACUGGAAAGUUUUUAUGGUCCACUGAAAUCAAAGAUUCACAAGUUACUUAUCAACAGCUUAAAGAGGAACUUGAUUAUUUUCAAAUUAAUCAAUCAAAUGUAUUUUUUUCAUUGGCAUCAGAAACUGCUGCGAAUACAAUUGAUCGAUUCAUUACAAGCCUUGAACAAUUAAUCAUUAGUCAUUACAUAUACAAUUUUGACAAAGAAUUUCAAUUAUCAGUUUAUAGUAAUAAUAACAAUAAGGAUAAUCGUCUUAGAGAAUUUAGAGGAUGUGCUUUUGAUAUCAUGAGUAAUAUGGAAAACCAGAUUGAAAAGCAUUUAGUUGGAACUUUUGCCGAUUUAAAAUUAAAAUGGAACUGUCAACUGAGAAAUUAUAUUUCAGCUUAUUUUAGUUAUAAAGUCUUUGAGAUCGUUGUUACUUUUUCUUCUCCAGUUGAAAAGCUGUUAAAAUCUGAGAAUUCUCAAGCCCAAACGAUAUAUAUUCAAGACCCGAUCAACAAGUCAGAAAAGAUUGUUUUAAAUAUUGGAGGAGAAAAGGUAAUGUAUAAAAUAUAA
Messenger RNA from Dentiscutata erythropus, 756 nucleotides. NCBI's taxonomy places the organism in Eukaryota, Fungi, Glomeromycota, Glomeromycetes, Diversisporales, Gigasporaceae. The record is from the annotation of a GenBank genome assembly.